CCGUCUAACAACCAAUCACAAACCUCUCUUUCCCUGAUUUUUAGGGGGAUGGGCCGCCCCGCUCACCUAUUGACCAAUCAAGAUUAACCAUCAUGUAAAAGCCUGUAAAUCAUUUGUACCCGUUACCCAACCACUACAAAUUCUACUCAAACCAGCCAGCAACGCAAAUGCACCUCCAGAAGCGGAAGGCGCACGACGACAAUGGCUGAGGAGCCCCCGCCGGCGAGUAGGCCGAAGCCGCCGAUGUCGCGCAUCAUGCGCCUAUCCCUCAGGGCCGUGGACUACGUCGCCGACGCCACCCGCCGCGCCGACGGCACCGUGAACCGCCGCGUGCUCUCCCUCCUAGACCCGCGCGUCCCGGCCUUCUCCUCCCCGUGCCGCGGCGUCGCCUCCCGCGACGUCGUCGUCGACCCGACCCUCCGCGUUCGCGCCCGCCUCUUCCACCCAGCGAGACCCGCCGGCGACGCCAAGGGAGCGCCUCUCCCCGUGAUCGUCUUCUUCCACGGCGGCGGGUUCGCGUUCCUCUCCGCGGCGUCGCUGGCCUACGACGCCGCGUGCCGGCGCAUCGCGAGGUACGCCUCCGCGGCCGUGCUCUCCGUCGACUACCGCCGCGCCCCGGAGCACCGGUUCCCCGCGCCCUACGACGACGGCCUCGCCGCGCUCCGCUUCCUCGACGACCCGAGUAACCACCAGGCGGACGUCCCGCUCCAGACCUCCCGCUGGUUCCUCGCCGCGCUCCGCUUCCUCGACGACCCGAGUAACCACCAGGCGGACGCCCGCACCGACUGGAUGUGGCGCGCGUUCCUCCCGGACGGCGCUGACCGCACUCACGAGGCCGCGUGCUUCACCUCCCCUGGGGCAGCCGCUGGCGUGGACAGCCCGGCCUUCCCGCCGGUGCUGCUCGUCAUCGGCGGCUAUGACCCGCUUCAGGACUGGCAGAGACGGUAUUGCGAGAUGCUGAAGGACAGCGGCAAGGACGUGAGGGUGUUGGAGUACCCGGACGGCAUUCACGCGUUCUUCCUCUUCCCUGGGUUCGAUGACGCGCGCAACCUCAUGACACGCAUCGCCGAGUUCGUCGGCGAGAGCGACGAUGGCGGCAGCGAGUAACCCUUAUUCCACGCCUGCUUGCUUGGGUUGGUUGGGACUUGGGAACCUGGAUGCCG
Messenger RNA from Triticum aestivum (bread wheat), 1163 nucleotides. Its product is annotated as probable carboxylesterase 18. The coding region runs from base 202 to 1107 and encodes 301 amino acids. Gene Ontology annotation, molecular function: hydrolase activity. The transcript has a single exon. NCBI's taxonomy places the organism in Eukaryota, Viridiplantae, Streptophyta, Magnoliopsida, Poales, Poaceae. The record is from RefSeq and is a predicted model, not a curated record.